CGCGCUCAACACUCCCUCAGUUGUAUUCCGUAGUCCGUGUGACGUAGUGUGUGUCCUUCCUUAAAACUUUUUGAUUUACGCAGUGGUUCCACAAAUCCGUCAAGAUUCGGGUCAAAAACAGAGAGCCCGUUCCCGUGUACCAGAUGGAGCACCCGGAAAUUGAGGACGACGGUCGCAUGUCUGGUACCGAGGAGCGAGUGUCGGACAUGGAACAGGAGGACAGUCUGGGGCUGCUGGGGGGUCGGGACAGCCCCCUCAAGCCUGGCGGAGGUGUGCCUGAGGGUGAGGACAUCCUGGCCAAGCUCCGUCAACAAGUGUCGGCAGCGUCGCUCUUCACGGCCAGGGAGGGGGGCGUGCUCGGCUCCUCUCCGCCCCCGCCAGGCUCACCCAACAAUAAUAACAGUAUUAAUAAUGGACACAACCUUUACGACCGCCUCCACACCCUCCUGCAGGCCAAGAUGAAGAGGGAGGAGGAGGUGGAGGGGGACGAGGACUCGCGCGACCUGGUGCUCCGGGCGGAGGCGUUACAGAGACAGCGGGAGUCACUAUUGUCGUCACCACAGGCACUCAUGAACGCCAUGAGGGGCGGCGGGCCACCCUCGCUGGUGCCGCCCGGGCCACACCUGCCCUUCAUCCCCAGUACGGUCGGCCUGCCGCCCACCUCCCAGAUGCCACCCACACCCGGGUCGGCAGGAUCAAGAGACUCAUCUGGCAACGGUACCCGCACGCCCUCCCACACGCCCGAGCCUCACCAGAGUCAGCAGUCCUGGAGCUUUGAGGAGCAGUUCAAACAGAGCCGAUCAGCCGAGAAGGUUGGACAACUAGUUCCAGGGUUCAUCAAGGCAAAUUAAAUAAAUUUACCCAAAGUAGAUGUGUUUAUGAUAGUAGAGUAUUAUCAAGAACUCGGCCGUCCAGCUAUGAAGGGCGUUAAAUAACAUCUGUCAUCUGAUCAUCCCCUGGCCUUGGUCGUCCCUAGUCCUUCCACAACAUUAAAUAUAAACACCAGUGACGAAAACUUCCCUGUUGGAGUUAUCGGUCUUGUGCAUCAUUCUGGCACCACCAAGUAAACACACACGAUGAUACUUGAGCAGUAAUUUAUUAUAACCUAAAAGUAAGGUAUGCUUGUGUAUAUCAACAUUGUAUAUGGCCACAAGUUCUGUAUUUCUGCUGGUAACAACACAUACCAGGCUCCUGCUCUGCGUCACAACUAAUCACGGAGCUUUUCGUAGUCACGUGACUUUUUAGCAACUUUAACCCUCAUUUUUUGCAACUUUU
Messenger RNA from Homarus americanus (American lobster), 1275 nucleotides. RefSeq lists its product as uncharacterized. The record is from RefSeq and is a predicted model, not a curated record. The transcript has 4 exons. Lineage: Eukaryota; Metazoa; Arthropoda; Malacostraca; Decapoda; Nephropidae. Bases 144 to 851 code for a protein of 235 amino acids.